AAAAAGGGGGUUGGCUGCGAGGUAUCAUGGAGGAUCAGUUAGAGAACAGCAGCCGUUGAAGAAAGCCGAGCUGUGGGGCCGCGCUUCGGAGUUUCGAACCAGUAUAUCGAACGUUCUCGUCCGCUGCGUUAUCUUCUCACAGAAUGGAGAUGAAGAAGAGGAUCAGUUUAGAGCUGAGGAACAGAACUCCAGCCGAGGUGGCACAGCUGGUUGUGGACAAUUGCCGCUCGAGCGACGGAGAGAUCGAGGGGCUCACAGAUGACUUCAAGGAGCUGGAGUUUCUCAGCAUGGUUAAUGUUGGUCUCACAUCACUGGCCAUGCUGCCAUCGCUGCCCAAACUGAGGAAGUUGGAACUGAGUGACAAUAACAUCUCAGGCUCUUUGGAGAUACUUGCAGAGAAAUGCCCCAAUCUGACAUACCUGAACCUGAGUGGCAACAAGAUUAAAGAACUCAGCACAGUGGAAGCAUUGCAAAAUCUGAAGAAUCUGAAAAGCCUGGACCUUUUUAAUUGUGAGAUCACAACGCUGGAGGAGUACAGGGAGAGCAUUUUUGAACUACUGCCUCAGGUCACAUACCUGGAUGGCUUUGAUGCAGAGGACAAUGAGGCUCCUGACUCCGAGGAUGAUGGUGAUGUCUGUGGUGGCUCAGAUGAUGAUGAAGAUGGUGAGGAAGGAGCCGGGCCGGUUGGUGAUUAUGAGGAGGAUGAGGACGAGGAAGAGGAGGAUGAAGAAGAGUCAGAGAGUGGAGAGGUUGGGCUGUCCUACCUGAUGAAAGAUGAUAUUCAGGAUGAGGAAGAUGAUGAUGACUAUGUAGAAGAGGAACAGGAGGAGGAAGAAGGUGAGGAAGAGGAGGCAGGGGUUCAGGGGGAGAAGCGGAAGAGAGAUGCAGAAGAUGAGGGUGACGAUGAUGAAGAUGAUGACUAGCCCCGUGUGUCUGUUGAGCAACUUUGAAAAAUGUGUGAUCUUGCAGAUUGAUUUUUUUUCUUGUAUACCAUAGAUAUCACUGUAGAGGCUAAAUGUUUUCUUUUGAUAAAUACAUAAUAUACUAUAUAAAAGGGGUUUAUUGAUCAUUCAUUUAUAGCCAUUCCAAGUUUUUAUCCCAACAUGAGAAUCUCAUCAUUGUGGCUGCGUGGUGGUGGGAGGGGAGAGGUCUGGGCGGUUUUGAUGUGUCUCCACAACUUUAUCUGUAGACACUGGGCCACUGUGGAAACUGGUAGGGGAAUAGUCACAGCAACAUUGUUCUGUAACGCACAGAACUAUAACUCUGCAAGUUUGGUUGUGCUCAACCUGCCAGUGACUUUCCCCAAGAUCUUCUCCAAGAGUCGGCCUGCUCCUCAUCUACCUCUCCGGGCAGCCUCAGUUUCAGCCCACUACGGAGCAUCGAGCCACUGAUCCUUAUCUAGCAGCACUCUGGGUCUUGGAUCGACCGAUCCAUGCAGAAGAAUCGAUCAUCUGGCACUAACUUCCUCCUCUUGAUUUAUCCUAAGCCACUUUCAGGCUUGUUCAAAAAGACAGCCCAGAGUGUGAUGUAUGAAAAUGUGAUGUAAAUUACCUGAAAGCAAGGGAGGGGUGGAGUGAAGUGUAGCAUGUAGUCAUCUUGAAGGGAUCUAUUUUAAUUGGAGUUGGACUUUGUGCUUAAAAAAAGUCAGGACAUCACAUUGAAAUGAACAGAAGUUAUUAAAUAAGCAUUUUUCUCCUAUGUCAUGCAGAAUUCAAUUUUUGAAUUUUGUCUGUAGCAAGGUUUUGUUCUCUUUCAAGGGAGACAUUGCACGUAAUGAUCAGGUUUAAUGGCUUUGUUCGAUUAAUUAAUACCCUUAUGAAGUUUUAUUCUUAUGUUUUGGUGUGGAAAUGGGUUAGUUUAUACCUUUUUGUGAGAGAUAUUUUACAGAAUAGUACCUUUAAACUAAUGUUCGUAUGGCAAUAUGUACAGUAUAUAGUGUAUGUUGCAACUGGUCAAUGUUAGUGUGUGUGUGGUGUUUGUUUUUUCUUUUUCUUUUUUGCUUUUGUUUUGUUGUUGUUUUUUUAAUUAAAUGGAUUUGUUUGGUUAAUUGUUUUAAUACAAACUAUAUGUCAAAGACUAGUCCCUAGAUGCAGGUCUCCUUUGUUAAUAUUUUGUUUUUCAGUAUUUAGCUGCAUUUCUGAUUGAGUUAAACCUCUCUGGUGGGAUUUAGUUUUGUUUGUUGUUAAUUAUUUGAGUUUUUGUUUCUGUUUGUUUUUUUUUUUUGUUCUUGUCUUUUUCCCCAUUUUUUAGAAAACAAAAAAUAAACACAAAAAAAUGA
This is a messenger RNA of Tachysurus fulvidraco (yellow catfish), 2278 nucleotides long. RefSeq names its product acidic (leucine-rich) nuclear phosphoprotein 32 family, member E (gene anp32e). Lineage: Eukaryota; Metazoa; Chordata; Actinopteri; Siluriformes; Bagridae. The transcript has 7 exons. Gene Ontology annotation, molecular function: phosphatase inhibitor activity; histone binding. The record is from RefSeq and is a predicted model, not a curated record. Gene Ontology annotation, cellular component: nucleus. Bases 144 to 923 code for a protein of 259 amino acids. Gene Ontology annotation, biological process: regulation of apoptotic process.